Messenger RNA from Mangifera indica (mango), 891 nucleotides. RefSeq names its product calcium-binding protein CML37-like. The transcript has a single exon. NCBI's taxonomy places the organism in Eukaryota, Viridiplantae, Streptophyta, Magnoliopsida, Sapindales, Anacardiaceae. The coding region runs from base 221 to 793 and encodes 190 amino acids. The record is from RefSeq and is a predicted model, not a curated record. Gene Ontology annotation, molecular function: calcium ion binding.
GUGAUCUUCUUCGACAUUCCAUUUUUAACCAUAUCCCAACUGCUUACACGACCUUCCACGUCUCUGCUUUCUUUAUUAUCCUAUAUUUUAUCUUAUCUUCUUUCCUCUUCCGACUCAAGUUCUGUCUUUUCUACACACCUCAAACUAUAUAUGCUUGGGAACAUAACCUUUUAUUCGUUCAUAAUUCAAACAAUUUCCUUUUCUAUCUAUCAUCGUUUUCAUGAAUUCUGAGACAUCUUUUUCUUCAAAUUCUUCAAUGGGUAAGAAGCCUACUCCCAGUUCAUCGCCCAAAAAAUCAGCUUUCGCAAGAUUACGUAGAAAGCUCUCUCCAAAAAAGUCCGACUCCCGUUCUCUUUCAGUAGAAAGCAGUAGCUGUGGGGAGUUGGAAGCAUUGUUCAAUUACUUUGAUAAGAAUGGAGACGGACGGAUAUCGGCAGCUGAGUUACAAAGCUGUUUGAGGACGGUGGGAGGGGAGCUGUCGGCAGCAGAAGCGGAAGCUGCUAUACAGUCUUCUGAUUUAGACGGAGAUGGGCACUUGGACUUUUACGAGUUCCAGAAGCUGAUGGAGAAUGAAAGUGGUAACGAGGAGCAGAAGAAUAGUGAACUGAGAGAGGCUUUUGGGAUGUACGUGAUGGAAGGGUCUAGUUACAUCACUGCAGCCAGUCUCAAGAGGAUGCUUAGCCGCCUGGGUGAGCCCUCCUCCAUCGACGACUGUAAGGCUAUGAUCCGUGCCUUUGAUCUCAAUGGAGAUGGGGUCCUCAGCUUUGACGAAUUCGCCGCAAUGAUGCAUUAAAUAGUUUCUUCUUGGUUUUUGCAGCUUACUUUCGAUUGCAUUUAUUCACUCUUUCCACUGUACAUUAUUAAGCAAUCCCUGAUUGAUUAUUUGUCCUA